GCGCGGACCCGCGGCACACCGGUCGCGCGCGCUAAUCGUUAAACUCGCAUGCACCCGCGUGAUCGUCCGUCGUUGCAGUCGUCGUCGUCUUCGUCGCCAUCAACGCGCAACCGGCUUUACGUCAACAGCACCAACAACAACAACAAAAACGACGACAAUCGGCAAUAAUUGUAGAGGAGAACGCGAAGACGUGCGGCGUAACAACAAUAAUAAUAUUAACAUUAAUAAUAAUAAUAAUAAUAAUAGAUAUCAUCAUCGUUUUAAUAUAACUAUGAUAUAAAUUAUAAAUUAUUGAUAUUAUACCGCCGGACGGUCGCGAGUUACUCGUCGGGGCACGCGGACACUCGCGUUACGCACACGUGUUAACCCUGACCGCGCUCAACAGAACGACACCGUCGUCGCAGCAGCAGCAGCAGCCGUCUCAGUUGUUCUGUGCAACGUUACCCAACGAUCACGACUCGCGCAAUAUUCAGAGUUCCCAACGUCAAUAAUAAUCAUAAAAUUAUAUAUUAUUUUUUGACAUUUCUGUUUAUUUUUUUUUCGAAUACAUUUUCGUUUUCGGCCGUUCUCGAGGCAGUAAAGAAAACAAACGAACGGCGCGAUGCAAUUUUUGACCGGUACAUCGCAGACGAGUGCCGGCGGCGGCGGUAUGUUCGGCGGCGCCGAUGGCGCGGAGCUGUACGCGGCCACGGCGUCGGCGCCUGACCAUUACUUUUGCCAGCGAAUGUUGUACGCGAUGCAGUUCGAUUCGGUGGCCGCGGCCGGCGCCGGUAUGUGUUCGCCGCUGUUACCGUCGUCGUUGUCGUCGCCGCCGUCACCGCCGUCGUCGUCGUCGUCGUCGUCGUCGUCGUCGUCGCCGUUAUCGUCGUCAUCGCCGUCGUCGUUAUCGUCGUCGUCCUCGUCGUCGUUGUCGUCGUCGCCGUUAUCGUUGUCGUCGCCGUUGUCGUUGUCGUCGCCGCUAUCGCUGGCGUUGACGCCGUCGAUCGGCGGUCGUUGCUUCACGACAACCGCCGCCGCCGGGGACGUGAAAAUGAUGGACGCGUGCCCGGCGUCACCGGCCAACGAUCAUCUCCAUCACCACCAUCUGCAUCAUCACCAUCUUCAGCUGCAGCAACAGCACGCGGUCGAGAACAGGAAACGUCCGUUGCAGGACACGUUGGACGGCGCUAACGUCAAGAGGACGCACAGUUCGUCCGUCGCAGGAAAUUCAGAUGGAAUGUAUCACAUGAAAAUUUUAAUUCCUUGUAUAACUGCUGGUGCCAUCAUUGGUAAAGGCGGGGAAACAAUUGCACAGCUACAAACAGAGACCAAUACUAAGAUAAAAAUGUCAAAAACAAACGAUUUUUACCCUGGCACGACCGAAAGAGUUUGCAUAAUAUCUGGAUCAAGUUCUGAACACAUAAUGGCUGCACUCACAUUUAUUAUGGAACGAAUCCGGGAAAAACCAGAUGCCUCAAAUAGGGUCCAAAAUUCCGGUGAUGCAAUCGCAGACCGAGAGAAACAGGUGAAAAUCCUGAUACCCAACUCGACAGCUGGUAUGAUUAUCGGCAAAGCCGGAGCGUACAUCAAACAGCUGAAAGAAGACAGCGGGUGUUUUGUGCAGAUAUCGCAAAAAGCGAAAGACACAACACUCCAAGAACGGUGCAUUACCGUGUCAGGUAACACGGAGGGAAACAAAAAAGUGUGCUCGUGCAUAUUGAACAAAAUAAUCGAAGAUCCGUUGAGCGCGUCCUGUCCGAAUUUAAGUUACGCCGACGUCAAUGGCCCCGUGGCGAAUUUCAAUCCGACGGGAUCUCCAUACGCCCUGGCCACAACUAAUUGCUCCAACAACCAGACCAGUUACAACUUAAAUGCCACGUCGUUAUCCACGCAGGAUGUCAGUAAUGGUAUAUUCACGAACAAAUUCUUAGACAACGUAAAGCCGUUAUUGAGGUCCAGUGGAUAUCCUGAAUCCGCAGUCAACGAAAUAGCCGUCGCCUUUUUGACGUUAGCCAAGCACAACGUACUUAGCCCGAACAGCAUAAUCGGACUGAUUAACCAGACCAGCAUCCUGCAACCGGCCCCGUCGGUGGCCCACCACAACGGCACUGGACUCCUGAGCACGGUGACAAACGACCUGUUCGAUCUGGGCCUGGCUGGCGGCGCCAUAUCCAUCAACGCGAUCCUGUCGCAGAACGCGGCCAGCCCGACGCUGUCCAACGCAAACUCUUACGGGCUGGGCGUAGCGGCAGCGGCGGCGGCCGCGGCCGCAGCCGCGUCCACGCCCAAGGCGAUGGGGCCGACGACGAACGCGGCGGCCGCAGCGGCUGCGGCUGCCGCGGCCGCCUUGUACGAGAUGACCGCCGACGACCAGCAGUCCGUCAAGCGGGAGAUGGACGUACCCGAGUCAAUCGUGGGCGCCAUCAUCGGCCCCGGCGGCCGGUCACUGGUCGAGAUCCAGCAGAUGAGCGGUGUCACCAUUCACAUAUCCAAGAAGGGCGUGUACGCGCCGGGCACCACCAACCGGAAGGUGACCAUAUGUGGGUCGGCCAGUGGCAUAGCGAUGGCCAACUACCUGAUGCAGCAGAGGAUCGUCGACGAGGAGACCAAGCGGGCCCGCGCCUUCUGAGCCGCAUGACGCGUCCGCGUCCGUUUUGCAUAUUAUAUAGUCUAAGUAUUACAAUAACUCGCCUUCUACGUAAUUUUCAUAUUCAUAUAUUAUUAUUCAUAUUAUUAUUAUUCAUAUUAUUAUUAUUAUUAUUAUUAUUUGUACUGUUGCUUCUUCCUCGACCCAUCCACAACACCACCAUCCAUUAUUACCUACCCCCCUUCCCACCCACUAACUUACAUCACCCCUCACCGUGUGUGUGUGUGUGUGUGUGUGUGUGUGUGUGUGUGUGUGUGUGUGUUGUGUACAUUAUAAUAAUAUAUUAUUAAACGGUAAACGGGUGGGCGUUUUGCUGUGGAAGAGUUCUUUAUUUCGGUCGUUUCGAUCAUUAUUGUUUUGAAUUUUAAAUUUUAAAUUAUCAACGCAAAUAGUCCGAGAUUCGAGCGGACGUCGAAAAAUUAGCGACGGGAUUCACUUGCCACAGUCAUAUUAUAAUUAUUGAUUCGUAAAAAGGUAUAAUAUUUUAUUAUAUAUACAUUCAUUGUUCAUGUGUGCCUUAUAUACAAAAAACAUUAUAUCCCAUCAUACAUUAUUACGCCUGUACAGUACAGGUACAAACGACCUUCGAAUGUUUUGUUUUUCCAUAGUAUAAUGAUUACUAUUAAUUUGUGUAUAAAAUAAUGAAAAUAAAAAACUGUUAUGGUCUGUUUGUUUCAUUAGACAGCGGCAACGACCAUAUUAUAUAAUUUAAUGUUAGAACAAAAGUAUGGGUACUGAACCAUGGAUAAAUUAAUUGAUUAGGUAGGUACACAAUUAUUAUAUUGAUUGUUAUUAUUAUUAUUAUUAUUAUUAUUAUUAUUAUUAUCAUUAUCAUCAUUAGAAUGUGUUAGGUGGUUUUUCGUAGGGGUCGUAUAUAGCUUACGUUUAAUGUUGAAUACGCUAGCAGAUUUAAUAAGUGGACCAAAAGUGGAUAAAAUUUAACGUGUUCGGUUGCCGAAAUGAAUACGUUUUUCACUGGGAAACGUUAUGAGCAGGGGCGGAAAAACGUUUUGGGGGUCGAAACGUUUCUAAUAAGUUAUAUUUUACGGUUUCCAUUUUCGUACACCUUUUCGAACGGCGCCGAGUAUUUUAUCAACAUUGUAAAUAUCACACGAAAUUAUUUAUUUUUGAAACGACAUCGUUCAGCCCACCCCCCCCCCUCCCCCGUUCAAAAAACUGUUUUUGUAUACAAUAUCUGCGGGUGCGUCGUAUACACGAGUAAUAAUAAUCAUUGUAUUCAUAAAUAAAUCCUAUUUUAGAGUUCAGCCCGUUGGAGUUUGUCGAGCUUGCAAUGAGCGGCGUGUAAGACUGAGUCGGUAAAAUACAACAAUAUACCAACUAAUGAGCACAACUAAUAAUGUAUAAACAUAGUUUUACUACGUUCGUCCGUGCAUUUUCCUCUGAUUAUUAUUUUAGCCAUACAUACCUCUUCGUCCCUUCGAAAACAUAUGUGCAGAAAUAAGAGGACUUGCGUAAGUGAUAUACGUUUUUUUUCUGAACAGGGUAUAAUAUAUUCUCGGGACGGCUCAAUAGUCAUUCAUAUUUAAAAUACACGAGUCAUAUAAAAAUGUAUUUAAUUGUAUGACGUUUUCGAGGAGGGGGGGGGCUCCCAGUAAACCAAUCAGUAAAAGCACUUAUACCAUGUAGGUGUAUGUACAUAUAAUACAUGAAUCUUUCUAAUAUAAUGAAUUUUCAUGUUUUGUUUUUGCUUUCGUUUCUUCGCAUAAUAAUUAUAAUAUUACCAUCGAGGCAUCGACAAGUCGUCCCCAACACAAUCCAUGUUUAUUCAGCUUAUUGGAGAAAAAAAAUAUUUUUAUUGUUUGAAAGUAAUAUUUGCUCAACAGAUCCCAACAAGUCGUAUAGUUAAUGAUUGCCGUAAGUCCGUAAACCAAUACUCAAUAUUCUAUUCAUCAGAUCCGUGGUCCGAGUAAACGGUUAUAAGAUUUGAUUCAUUUUUUCUUUUCUUUUUUUUUUUACGGAAUAAUGUGAUAUAAUAGUUAUGUUUUUAAAUUAUUGGUGUUAAAUGCAUUGGUGCUUUUUAAUUAUUAUUCGUACAAUCGUACAUAUAAAUAUAUUUCAUACGUAUAGGGUGGUAGAACUGUACUAUACAUCAAAUAUUAUUUCAGCAUGAAGUGCAUAUACAGUAUAUUAUGUUAUAUUA
Molecule: messenger RNA, 4787 nt
Organism: Myzus persicae (green peach aphid)
Lineage: Eukaryota; Metazoa; Arthropoda; Insecta; Hemiptera; Aphididae
Gene: pasilla
Product: RNA-binding protein Nova-1
Exons: 7
Coding region: 602-2608 (668 amino acids)
Biological process (GO): mRNA splicing, via spliceosome; regulation of alternative mRNA splicing, via spliceosome
Cellular component (GO): cytoplasm; nucleus
Molecular function (GO): mRNA binding
Source: RefSeq, a predicted model, not a curated record